AUGGCAACUGACGAAGAAAAGUGUAAAUUGAACAAAUUAUUACAAGGAUUAGAAGUUUCGGAAGUUAAAUUGACGGAACGAUGCUCUGAUCUUGUCAAGACAUUCCAGCAAAGAUUUGGAGCCGAAGUCGAGGCCGAAAGUAGCCAGGAAUCUGAGAAAAUUUAUGACGAUUUGACAGACAACCCAUAUAAAGUUGACCCACAAUUACUUGAAGAGAAUGAAAAAAAGCUGCGAGAACUACUAAAUGAGAGCAAAAGGUACCUCAUGGUGGACAUACAACCGGGCAUACAAUCAGGAGUUCAGUAUAUAGUAGGAUCAAAGAAAGCAAAUUCCGAGAGCGUGCUGAUGACUUCUGCAGAUGAUAAAAGACCGUGGCGAACAAAUUCAAGCAAAGAAAAACUGUUUCGUGUCGAUAGCGAGCUGAAGCGACAUAUGAAAAAAUCCUCCCAGAUGAUCGUACCUUUACCUGAGCACGAGAUGCAACACCUCGUCAAGGAGUGCAGGGAGGAAGGUAGUGUGGCACCAGCUGUGGGAGCCAAUCGGCUUAGAGAAACUGUUGACGCUGCUAAGAAAAAUCUACCAAAUUUUCAGUACAAAAAAAUUUACAAUAGUACAGCUACUUCCAUUAUGCCUCAAGCUCAUACAGUUCAGACCCAACCAGCGCAACCCAAGGUUACUAACUAA
Molecule: messenger RNA, 684 nt
Organism: Spodoptera exigua (beet armyworm)
Lineage: Eukaryota; Metazoa; Arthropoda; Insecta; Lepidoptera; Noctuidae
Source: the annotation of a GenBank genome assembly